Mytilus californianus (California mussel) is the source of this 4333-nucleotide messenger RNA. Its product is annotated as WD repeat-containing protein 76-like. Gene Ontology annotation, molecular function: protein binding; DNA binding. Lineage: Eukaryota; Metazoa; Mollusca; Bivalvia; Mytilida; Mytilidae. The transcript is spliced from 14 exons. The record is from RefSeq and is a predicted model, not a curated record. Gene Ontology annotation, cellular component: nucleus. The coding region runs from base 53 to 1738 and encodes 561 amino acids. Gene Ontology annotation, biological process: regulation of DNA damage checkpoint.
GUUUCAUAACAAUUUUUUGACGCGGUUUGUAUAGUAAAGUUACACAAACAACAUGCCAACCUCUGCAAAUUUUUCCAUGAAGAAAAGAAAAGCUGCAACAUUAUCUCCUCCCGUUGUUACUUCAAAGCGGAGCAAGAAAGGAGACGAGGACACAAAACCAAAGAAGCUCGAACCAAAAGAUUAUAGAAAGAGACUUAUUCCUAGAACCACUAAAAUGUUGGAUGUGAAAACAGAAGAGAAAAUCUCAGUGAAAGAAGAAAAUAUUCCUGAGAUUCAAGCUCCAUUAGCUGUUCAUGCUGAUGAAAAUGGCAUUGAUAAUGGAGUAAGCAGUUAUGAACAACUUCGACUGAAGAAUCUUCAAGAUAAUGCUGACUUUUUUGCUAAACUGGGUAUAACAGAGAUGAAAACAGAGAUAAAACAGUCAACAAAGCCCUCUAAAACAACUCAGCUUAAAUCUAAGCCAGUGAAGAAGGAAAAGACAAAAGCUCCACCAGAGCCAAGAAGGACCAGUUUAAGAAUAGCCAAAAUGGAUCCAGAUGGUGCUCCUUUGCCGGAGGAUUAUUUUAAACAACCAUUUGAACCUGUGGAAGAACAUCCGAGAAAACCAUCAGGACCUUUAGAGAUGGCAGAAUAUCUUGGAUUUAACAGUUCCGAUUCUGAACAUGAGGACUUGUUGGCUAAAAUGAAAGGCUGCUUUAAAUGUAAGAUAGAGAAAUCAACCGAGGACAAAACAUCAUUUGAUAGUUAUGUGAAGAACUUAAGUAAUCUGAAGAUAAACAUGGAACGAGUAGCUAAGGUUGUACCAAACAGAGUAUUCUCCCUUGACAUUCAUCCAACUAACACCAAACUAAUAACAGCAGCUGGUGACAAGUGGGGAUUCUUAGGAAUCUGGGAUGUGAUGGCAGGAAGAGAGUUCCAGACAGAUGGUGUUGUUGUGUAUACACCACAUUCUCGACCAAUCAACUGUCUCAAAUUCUCACUACAUAAACAAAAUCAACUGUAUUCCUGUAGUUAUGAUGGAACUGUUAGAUGCUGUGAUUUACAAAAAAGUGUCUUUGAUGAGAUUUAUUCCACACCUGAUGAAGUACUGUUGAAGAGUUUUGACUUUAUGACUGCUGAUACAUUACUUGUGGCCCAACAAGAUGGUUGUAUUGCCAUGGUAGAUACAAGGACCUCUAGAAGUACUGCAGAAAACUUGUACCAAUUGCACCAGAAAUCUCUACGUUCUGUCAGUGUACAUCCUUUACAGGACAAUAUCUUCUGUACCAGUAGUACAGACGCCACUGUUUGUAUUUGGGAUAUAAGAAAGCUGAAAGAAAAAGGGAAGAGUCAAUCUUUAGAUGAAUUGAGUCAUGAUAAAACAAUAAACAGUGCUUACUUCUCACCAGUGACAGGAAACUUCAUCCUAUCAACAUCUCUGGAUGACAGAAUAAGAAUAUUCAACAGUGAAAAUCUCUCCGAUUGUAAAAAAGAACACAGCAUUAUACAUGACAAUCAUACAGGGAGAUGGCUGACAGGUUUUAGAGCUACUUGGCACCCUACAAGAGAGGACCUGUUUACUGUGGGCAGUAUGUCAAGACCAAGACAGAUUGAUGUUUAUGGUGUAAAUGGCAGAAAGGUGUUAGCUAUGAAAGAUGAAGAAUACCUUGGAUCUGUAUGUUCGUUAACUGUGCUUGGUCGUAACCAAGACGUUAUGGUUGGAGCUAACUCUAGUGGAAAAUUACAUGUAUUUAAAUAACGAUGAAGGCAUGUCUGGUUACACGGGUCAAUUGUUAUUCUUUAUUUACACAAGUUAUAUUUUACAAGUUCUACAAUUGGUUGAAAUAAAUAGACCAUUUGCAUAUUACUUAAGUUGAUUCUAAAAUUAUGAGUUAUUUUAACAGAAAAAGAAAUUGGGUUACCACUUAUGCAAACCUAAGGUAGGACGCAAAGGACAUAUAGUGUGUCUGACCAUUUGAAAUAUUCACUUUUGUAAGUGCUUUAAAAAUGUAAAUAUGUCCAACUCUCAUUUCAAAGUCAUUUUGAUUUUAAAGAAAUACAAUGAAACCGUUUUUGAAAAUUAAAGAUCUUUAUGCAAUGUAUAGUUAUCUCCCUUGCCUCUAGCUUGUUUUUAAAAUUGCAUUACUCAUCACAGAUUUUAGGGAAGGCUUACUGUAAACCAACUAAUUUUUGCAAGCAAUUUAUUUUCGCGACUUUUGCUAGACAAUAACGCAAAUAUAAAUCGUCGCAAAUAUGUAUAACUUGGAUUUUCAUCAAGUUAAUUUGAAAAUCGCGAAAAUAAAUCGCCGCGUAAUGGAGUAGAAAGGGCUUAACGCAAAAUAAAGUAUCCGCGAAAAUAAGGUGGUUUACAGUAUUUGUUUCUUUAGGACAAGGACAAAUAUAUAAUAGUGCGAUAAGUUUGUGUAGUUAUGAACAUUAAUCAAGUACACAUGUCAAUCUACCAGGAUUCAGCAUGCUCUUUAUUUUCCUUAUUCAAUGACUACUCCAUUGUUACUCAGUAGUUUAAAACUAGUUAGUACUUUAGGCUGAUAACUUUAUUCAUGCAUGCAUGUACAUCUGGAAAGAUCUAUUUUUUAACAGAUUGAAUAAUGUAACUUGCAUCCUCUGGUAGGAAUGCAGUGACAGUUAACCGAAGUAUUUCCCGUGUUAAAAGUACAAGUAGUAGAAUCAACUUUGUAUAGUCAUGUGACCAGGUUAUUAAUUAGUUAUUCAUUUCAUUGUUAUUCCAUAUACCUUUGUGUUCAAGAAGAUGUAUUUUCUUAAAUGAAUAUUUCAUUUAAAAAGUGGACAUAUUGAUGUUUUCAUGUAACUUGGUUUUUGAAAAAUAGAAUAUUGUUAUCAUUUCAAACAUUGUCCCAAUUGUUUUUGUUUUUUUAAAAACAAGGGUAAUAUUAACCAUUUUAAAAUAUUAGAAAUAAGUACAUUGUAUGAAUAGAAUUUUGGGGUAUUAAAGCAUUUAUAUAUUUACUGUUAUACAAUAAAAAAAGUUAUUACAUGGUAUGAGUAGAAUCUUAGAUCAUGUGUGAUAAAACAUAAAAGCCAGUGAUAUUGUCUAUGUAUAAAUAAACAUCAUUGUCUUGUAAAUUUUUAUAUGUAAAUGUUAGUGUAUAUAAUGUGUUCAUUUUUUAACAGAAUAAAUUAUUCUGUUGAAAAGGUGCUAUGUACAUUUUUAUUAUGUUUUACAUCAAUUUUAAUCAUUUUGAUUUUUUCUUUUCAUCACUAACAAGAGCCUAUAGUCAUGAAAUUUUACUCAGUGCUUGGAGAAACAAAAUGUUUGCUCCAAACACCAAAUCCAGUACUUUUAUUGGUUAAAUUCUGUGUACAAUAUGUUUACUCUAAAUGUCCUUGACCGCAAGGCCAGAACAUAUUAAGUCUGUUUCAAGUAUAAUAUGCAAACUGUUGAUUUAUCUGAAGUACACUGCUUUAAGUCUGUCGAGGUGGACAUAGUCUUUUUGAUUUUGGUCAACUCUGUCUCAUUUCUUGAUAGAAAAUAUAUUUAAGUAAGAAAGUGGUAUGUUGAUGAAAAGAAUAAUUUGAUGAAGAAGAAAGCUCUUUAAAACAUGAGGAUUGAGGUUCAAAAUAAGGAUUGAGUCCAGGCCCAUAGCCAGGAAUUUUCAAAGGGGGGUUACAUCAACUCAGGUCAAAAAAGAUCUCAACUUAGAUAGUCACAAUUCAAACAGACGGCAACUUUAAUAGUGCUUAUUUGUUUUCAAAAGAGGGUUCGUACGAAUCCCUCAAACACCCCUGGCCAUGGGCCUGGAUCCAUAGACUUUAAUCAUGUCUACUUUUCAUUUUGGCAGAUAGGGCUAAUGAAAAUUUCAUAAUCAUUACAUGCAUAAUGUUUCUCUGAAGUAGUGGCUACCAAAAGUCAACCACUGCUUAGAAGUUGACAGUUGUAUAGUUUUAGUAAUUAUUGGUGACCUUCGGCUGUUUUCUGCUCUUUGGUAGGGUUGUUGUCUCUUUGACACGUUCCCCAUUUCCAUUCUCAAUUUUAUAAUCUCGCACCAAAUUGUGUUCAGAUAAUAUACAUUCAAUCACAAAACAAACAUUGAUGUCUCUAGGUUUGAAAUCAUUUUUGUGAGUCUUACUUCAAAUUAGCAGUGGUCCGAGGUCCGGGACCUAUCAGAUUUAGGGUCGGACUUCCGAUUUGGUUAUAAGCUGCACCAGACGGACUUUAGAUUUUCAAGUUUCAGAAAACAUAUAUGAUGAAUUUCUGUAUGAAACACUUUGUUAUAACUUGUAAAUUGAUGUGAUAAUGAGUCACAAUAAAUUAGCUUUAGUGAAAGGGACACAAAAUCUUAAAAUUGAUCCAAUCAAAAGUCAAUAUUUGGAC